AUGGCGGACACCGCUACCCUUCAGCCUCUUGCUGAAGGGAAGCUUCCAGAUUCCUUCCCUUCUUUCCAAGCAAAAUCUUUUUCUUCGCUCUUUUCGUCUAGGGAGCCUUCUUGCGUGAACGUGCGAGCAGACAAGACUACGAGGAGAGGGGAGCCUGCUGUAGUUUUCUCCUCGGCUGACAUGGCUAGGGCUGCAGCGCCUUUUACCCUUGCUCUAAUAGGGAAGUUCUCCAAGGGUAGGCCGGCCAUGGAGGACAUCCGAAAAUUUUUUAACACGCUGGACUUGACGGCGGUUUCGGUAGGUUUGUUGGAUCCUCGUCAUAUCAUCAUUCGCCUCCAAACUGAACGGGACUUUCACAGAAUCUGGGGGCGGCACAUCUGGUAUAUAUUGGGUUAUCCGAUGCGGGUCUUCAAAUGGACACCCUCUUUCCAUGUCGAUAAGGAGCCUUCGAUUGUUCCUGUUUGGUUCUCCCUUCCCAAACUCCCGAUACAUUUGUUCAAUAAGGAAUGCCUUUUCCAUAUUGUUUCACCCCUGGGUCGGCCACUCUUCAUGGAUGCAGCAACGAGCUCUCUAUCCCGUCCGAGCGUGGCCAGAGUAUGUGUGGAGGUUGACUUGGUGAAAUCACUGCCACGGAGAGUAUGGGUAGGUUUUGGGCAGGGGGAGAGUGAUGGUUUCUGGCAGGCCCUUGAGCCUGAGGGGAUGCCGCAGUACUGUGGGUAUUGUUUUCGACAGGGGCAUAGCGAACACGAAUGUAGAGUAAAGCACCCCGAGUUCCGCGAGGUGCCGCCAGCGGCAAAGGUUUCUGAAGUUUCCACAGGUGCGUGGCAUGAGAGGAGGCCACGGCUGGAAUUUCGCCCAAAGGUUACCCAGGAGGUUCCGCAAGAUUCUGUGAAGGCAAUGCCUUUGGAGGGGCCGGGGAUAGCGGAGGAGCAGAAGGGGAAGGGGGGAGUGGUGCUUGGCGCUGCUGGGCAGAUUUCGUCGCCGCUUGCUGGCGGGGAGGCAGGGUCGCUGGCAGUGACCGGCGCUGGGGAGUCGGUGGUGAUGGAUAGGUUGGCGGAGGGGCCCCAAGAAUUAGCAGCCCCUUUGCGGGUGGAGGAACAGGGGGGAGAGGACCUUUGUGGCCAGCAGUCGGUUCUCCAACAGGAGCGGAAUUUCGCUGGUGCGGUUGAUAAUCAGCUGGGAGAUCAGGCUGUUGCUUCGACAGCUAUGGCGGAGACAGGUUCGAGGAUGGACAUGUCAGAGGAGGGGAGCGAGGUCGGUGAUGUGGGGUUGUCUAGUGCAGAAGUUAGUGCAGGGAGCUUAUCGCCGCGCGGGCAACCAUCAGGUAAGCAACAGGAGGAGGGGUCUUUGGUGAUUGACAUUUUUAAUCUUGAUCCUAUAAUUCAGCAGGAGCGAGCUUUGCUGUGGUCAGCUCUGAUAGCGGAAAACCUGGCGGAGCACCCUUGGAUGUUGGCAGGUGAUUUCAAUGUUACUGUUAGCGCGGAUGAAAAGAGGGGUGGAUUGCCUUUUCGGGUUGACGAAGGGGUGGAGCUUAGAACGUUCAUGUCGAUGGCGGGUGUUUCGGAUGUUGGUUUUCUGGGGUGCCCUUUCACUUGGUGUAAUAAUAGGGGGGGUCUGGCCCGUAUCUGGAAGCGCCUGGACAGAAUGUUUGUCAAUCAAACGGCCUUUCUCUCUGGGGUGCAAUUUCAGGUUCAACAUCUAGGGAGGGAGCCUUCGGAUCAUGCCCCCCUUCUAAUGUCUUCGUCGACGAGGCGAGAUAACAAGCCUAAACCUUUUCGAUUUUUGAAUAUUUGGACGACGAAGCUUGGGCUGUUGGAUGUCAUUAGGAGGAGUUGGGCAGUUCCUUGUUCUGGGCGCCCUUUGAGUCGUUUAACCGCUAAACUGAGGAAUGUCAAACGGGACUUGCAAGUUUGGUCUCGUGAGCAGUUCGGUAACAUUUUUGACGCGGUGAAGAGGGCGGAGGGCGAGGUAGCAGCUGCAGAGGACGCUUUUGGAAAUGAGCCUUGUCAGUCGCAUUGGUUGGCACUCCAGGAGGCUCGUGCUAGACUGAGAAAUUCUCUGGUGAGAGAGGAAGGGUAUUGGCGGCAAAAGGCAAGGGUCAAAUGGCUUAAGGACGGGGACAAAAAUUCUAAGUAUUUCCAUUCGAUUGUGGCGGAGAGAAGAGCUAAGUCCAUCAUUCACCGAAUUAAGAAUGACCAGGGGGAGUGGGUAUCGGAUGAAGGUCAGGUGUCUGCCAUGGGGGUGGAGUUCUUCAAAUCCUUACUUUCGGAGGAGCCUGCCACUGGGUCAUGGAGGAUUUUGGAUGUGAUUCCUAAGGUUGUGUCCGAUGUUCAAGUUGCUGAUUUGGAGCGGUUUCCAUCGCACGAGGAGAUAAGGGAGGUGGUGUUUAACAUGGAUGGGGAGAGUGCGGGUGGGCCAGAUGGUUUUACAGGAACUUUUUUCACCUUUGCGUGGGAGGUGGUGGGCAAGGAUUUGUGCGACGCAGUGUUUAGUUUCUUUUGUGGGCAUGAGUUGCCGCGGAGUGUUUCUUCGACGUGGAUUGUGCUGAUUCCCAAGGUAACCUCCCCGCAAGAUUUUAGUCAAUUUCGGCCGAUAAGUCUUUGUAACUUUGUCAAUAAGGUGAUUUCAAAAUUGUUGGCCAACCGUCUAUCAAAGGUGCUGCCUGGUAUUAUCUCCCCGCAACAGAGUGGGUUUGUUCAGGGAAGGCAGAUAUCCGAAAAUUUUUUAUUGGCCCAGGAGUUGUUAUCUGAUAUUCGGAAAUCGAAUCGUGGGGGUAACGUAGUUUUGAAGUUGGAUAUGGCCAAGGCCUACGACAGAGUUUCGUGGCCUUUUUUGUUACAGGUCUUGCGUAGGUUCGGGUUCGGAGAGCGGUGGAUUGAUAUGAUUUGGAGGUUGAUUUCGAAUGUCUGGUUCUCGGUCAUGGUCAAUGGUGCUCCUCAAGGUUUCUUCCAUUCUAGUCGAGGGCUAAGGCAAGGGGACCCUAUUUCUCCAGCUCUUUUUGUGAUUGGUGCCGAGGUCCUAUCUCGCCUCUUAAAUUCUUUGCUUUCCUCCCCCCUCUUUUCACCGUUUAGUGUACCUCAUGGAUGCCCGAAGGUUACGCACCUGGCUUAUGCCGAUGAUGUGGUUAUCUUUUCAAGUGGGCUGAAGAGGUCAGUUCGUUUGGUUAUGAAAGCUCUGGGAGAUUACUCUUCGGUAUCAGGUCAGCAGGUGAACCAUCAAAAGAGUUGUUUUUUGUCCCAUAGCAGGUUUCCCAGGGCGAGAAAACGUAUGCUUGGAGAACUCACUGGGUUCCCCUCGCGGGAGUUUCCGGUCAAAUACUUGGGUUGUCCCUUAUAUGUUGGGCGGAGGAAGAAAGGUUAUUUUUCGGAAAUUUGUGAUUCCAUACUAGCCAGGGUGCUAUCGUGGAAGGGGAGGUUAUUGUCGCACGGUGGUAGGCUGGUCCUGAUCAGGAGUGUGCUAUCUUCUAUGCCUCUUAAUAUUCUUGCGGCAUCCACUCCUCCCAAGGCCAUCUUUGGAUUACUGGAGAAGACUUUUGCUAAUUUUCUCUGGGGGGCCUCCGAAGGGGGGCUGCGUUUUCACUGGAUCAAAUGGGAGCAGUUGUGUCAGCCAUAUGACAGGGGAGGUGCAGGUUUGAGGUCGUUGAGGGAUGUGUUCGACGCUUUCUCGAUGAAACUUUGGUGGCAGUUUAGAUUGCGGAAGUCUUUAUGGGCUGAGUUUUUACAUUGUAAAUACUGCCCGAAUUUCCACCCUUGCUCUGCGGACGUCUCGCCGGGGAGUUCUUGGACUUGGAAGAGAUUGAUAUCUAUUCAGGGGGUUGCUGAGCAGCAGAUUCGCUGGGUCUUGUCCAAUGGAUCGGCAAGUUUUUGGCAUGAUGAUUGGUUAGGACAAGGUCCUUUAUGUCGCCAGGUCGACUCUUUCCAGGAAUAUGCAGUAUCCGAUUUCGUGGAGCAUGGUCGGUGGAACGUGCAGAGGCUGUGCUCUGUGCUGCCCAGCUGGUGGGUGGGGCAGAUCCUGCGUGUUGAACCUCCCGCUGAGACGCAUUCGGACAGAAUGGUCUGGUCCCCCAGUACCUCAGGGGAUUUCUCCCUAUCGUCGGCCUACCAAAGUGCUCGUGAGGUUGGUAACAGGUCUUGUCUAUACUCCUCGCUCUGGGGUCAGGAAUUGCCGAGUAAUGUGUCCUUCUUUAUGCUGCGUCUGCUGGGGGCUAGAUUGCCAGUGAUGGAUAGGUUGCAAAAGCUUGGGGUUGUCGGGCCGUCUCGCUGUUUUUGUUGUUCCUUCCCAUGUCAGGAGUCUCUGGAUCAUAUUUUCUGCACUGGGGAGGUUCCACGGCAAAUCUGGGAGUCUUUUGAAGUGGUGGUGGGAGGGUUUGGGGUUUCCUCGACAAUACGACAUAAGGUGAUUGGUUGGUGGUUGAAGCCUACUCGGAACCCGUUUCUUCAGUUUCUUUUUCGUGUGCUGCCGUCUUUGAUUUGUUGGCACUUGUGGAAAAUGCGGAAUAAGUUUGUGUUCGAGGGUCAGAGUUUGCCUGUUGCUAUAGUCAGUGAUAGAAUUUUUUGUGAUCUGCGAGACCUAUUCCAGAUUAGGUUUAAGAAUACUGUUUCUUCUUGCCGCGGGUGGCCGAGUUUCUUUGAAUCUGUGGCUGGUUUGGCACGUCGUUAUCAUGUGCAAAUUGUUCGUUGGCGGUGUCCGAAGCAGUCGGUGGUGAAGCUAAACUCUGACGGUUGCUCUAGAGGUAAUCCUGGCAUGAGUGGAGGGGGAGGCAUCAUUCGUAACUAUGAGGGAAGGUUUCUGCUAGGGUUCUCAUGUUUUUUUGGGGAGCUAACAAGUUUGCAGGCGGAAUUGGAGGCGCUUCUUCAUGGGAUUCGGUUGGCCGUAGAUCGGGGAUACAGUGCUUUGCACAUCGAAUCAGAUUCAUUGGUGUUAGUUCAGAUUAUUCGGGGAACGGUGAGGUGUCCAUGGCAGUUGCAACGAGGUUUACAGGAGGUGUUGAAUGCUAAGGGGUUGUUUAGAGAGAUUUCUCAUUGCUUUCGGGAAGCGAAUAGGCCUGCGGAUAGAUUGGCCAAUGUGGGUGUGGACGCUGGGUUUAACUCAACAUAUGUUUCAUUUUCUGAGUUGCCUUGCCUGGUGAGGGGUGAUGUUAAUCUUGAUCGGUUAGGCGUUCCGAACAUUCGUAGGAGUAGAGCUUCUUUAGCUUUAAAAGCUGAACAGGUUGUGUCUGUGAUUGCUAUUAACAUUGAGCAACUUCAAGUUUUAGAGUUAAGAGUUGAAGGACGUCGAAUUGGAAUGGGGUUUGCAAAACAUGGUUUGACUGCAAUUCCUGAACGACUCGCAACAUUGGAAGUGUUAGAAGACGACAUUGAUGCGGUGUCCCGUGUCGUGUUUCGCGCAACCCCUCCUACUGAUUAUUUGCGCCUUAGAGAUGAACUUGACUUGUUGGGUCCUUAG
This is a messenger RNA of Coffea eugenioides, 5445 nucleotides long. RefSeq lists its product as uncharacterized. The transcript has 3 exons. Bases 1 to 5445 code for a protein of 1814 amino acids. The record is from RefSeq and is a predicted model, not a curated record. Gene Ontology annotation, molecular function: RNA-DNA hybrid ribonuclease activity; nucleic acid binding. Lineage: Eukaryota; Viridiplantae; Streptophyta; Magnoliopsida; Gentianales; Rubiaceae.